CUGAUUUCGAAGUUAUUGCUACUGUUCAUUACUACUGAAAACUCAGCAAUUUCUAUAAAUAACCUUCACAUCCGUCUUUCUUUUUCUCUACUUUAUAUAAUCUAUUAUCAACAUGAGUGAAGACUACGAAGGAGGACGCCCUAGAGAUGACGGCAUCAUUCGAUAUGGUGAUCAUAUCUCUCUUAAACACAUCCUCACUGGCCGCUUUCUUACUUCCAAGAAUGAAACAUACAACAGCGGUUCAUAUCAACAAAGGGUAUUCACGAAUGACUAUGUAAGCGACGAAAGCACCUGGAUUGUGCUUCCUCCUGUCGUGACUGAGGAAGAACCUGGCUAUGAGGUUGGUUGGGAUGAUCCUGUUCGCCUCAAGCACGUUCCUACACGCGCCAAUCUCCAUUCACAUGAAGUUCCAAGCCCUGCAUCGGGUCAGCAAGAAGUCUCUUGCUUUGGCGAUGAUGAAAACACUGAUGAUAACGAUGUCUGGAAAGUUCAACAGUUUGAUGAAGAUGAUGAACAAUAUGAUGAUUUUUGGCGCGUAGGUCAGCCCUUUAUUUUGCGUCAUGAAGUAACAGGCAAGCUGCUUCACUCUCAUGACGUUGCUCUUGAAGAGGGUGGUAAUGAAGUCACAGGAUAUGAAGGCACAGAUGACAAUGACAAAUGGGUUGUCAGUUUUGAUUAACUCUGUAUUAUAUGCGAUUAAAUAAACAAACACUUUAACCACUCAAUUGAGCUCAUGAUGACUUAAAAAAUAUCAUCUCAUACCAUUAGCCAGGUGUAGAUUGCGUCUUGGCGGAUAAUACACUUUAGAGCUGCUUUUCUAUAUUUUUCAACUAAAAUAACUUGUAUAAUUGCUUUCAUUUCGGUCAGAUCCCUCUUUUCACCGCUUCAUCUUUAACAACAAGUCUCUGGGCGUAAACAGAGG
Rhizopus microsporus ATCC 52813 is the source of this 922-nucleotide messenger RNA. RefSeq lists its product as uncharacterized. NCBI's taxonomy places the organism in Eukaryota, Fungi, Mucoromycota, Mucoromycetes, Mucorales, Rhizopodaceae. The record is from RefSeq and is a predicted model, not a curated record. The transcript has 3 exons. Bases 113 to 679 code for a protein of 188 amino acids.